Messenger RNA from Saccoglossus kowalevskii, 531 nucleotides. RefSeq lists its product as uncharacterized. The record is from RefSeq and is a predicted model, not a curated record. Gene Ontology annotation, molecular function: protein kinase C binding; K63-linked polyubiquitin modification-dependent protein binding; zinc ion binding. Gene Ontology annotation, biological process: aggrephagy; mitophagy; endosome organization. NCBI's taxonomy places the organism in Eukaryota, Metazoa, Hemichordata, Enteropneusta, Harrimaniidae. Gene Ontology annotation, cellular component: aggresome; amphisome.
AAGAUGUAAUCCAAUGGCAAAACAGUUGGGGGGUCAUCGAUGCAGUCGUAAUAGUAUAACACUCAAAUCAGGUCGUUUCUCAGAUGGUAAAAAGUUCAAACGAUGCAGUCAGUCACAGAGCGUCAAAGGUCAACAAAAGCAACAUCCUGGAAGAAUUGUUGCACAUAUGGCUGCCGCAACGUUCAAUGCACAGAAGAGACACUUAUCCACCAAUUCGUCUCCUGGAAUGGAAAAUAGUAAAGGUUUUGAUGUCGAUGUACAUCGCCGUGGUAUGCGUAAACAUUGUGGUAAGGGACAAAAAGGUAAUGGUCCUGGUAAUCAAUGGGGAAAAGGUCCACGUGGUUAUAGAGGGUCUGCUGGUCUUGGUGGUCAAGUCGGUAGAUGUCAACCUACCAAAGGACACAUCCAGGAUCAAGCCGUUGCUAGUAAACACUAAAACACUAAUACUACUGGUAUUAAGAGAGAUAACCCCCGAAAGAUAGCAUUACUGAUAGAAAAUUUAAUCAAUAUUAUUUUAAUGAAAAUAUUUUU